AUGCACUCCGCUCCCAAACUCAAAGACCCCUCCCUCCUCAUCUCCCAAGCCUACAUCAACGGCAAAUUUAUCGACGCUGCGUCCUCCGAGACCUUUGAUGUCAUUGAUCCUGGUACUGGCAAGAAGAUUGGGUCAUGCGCAGAGCUUAACAAGGAGGAUACCAACAAAGCCAUCGCCGCAGCGUCAGAUGCUUUCGCUUCCUUUCGCAAGACUCUCCCUCGGGAGAGAGCGACUAUGCUGAGAAAGUGGUAUGACCUGAUGAUGGAGAAUGCUGAUGAUUUGGCUACACUGAUAACCUGGGAGAAUGGCAAACCCUUCAACGACGCCAAGGGCGAAGUGGUCUACGCCGCCAACUUCUUCCAAUGGUUUAGCGAAGAGGCGCCUCGGAUUUAUGGCGAUACCAUCGGAGCCACUGUUCCGGGCAAUAGAAUUAUGACUUGGAAACAGCCCGUCGGUGUCUGUGGUCUCAUCACACCUUGGAACUUCCCUGCCGCGAUGAUCACGCGAAAGAUCGGUCCUGCCCUCGCUGCUGGGUGUACGGUUGUCGCGAAAACGCCAGGCGAAACGCCGUUCACGGCCAACGCCAUCGCCGAGUUGUCCCGUCGAGCAGGUGUCCCUCCAGGCGUUGUUAACAUCGUUACCGCUAUGAAAAACACGGCUGAAGUCGGCAUGGUUCUCACCACCGACCCGCGUGUCAAAAAGGUCUCUUUUACAGGAUCCACGAACGUGGGCAAGCUUCUCAUGAAACAGUCCUCGUCCACACUGAAAAAGCUGUCAUUCGAACUCGGCGGUAAUGCCCCCUUUAUCGUCUUCGACGAUGUUCCCGACCUGGACGCCGCAGUGGCGGGAGCGAUCGCGUGUAAAUUCCGGUCCUCAGGCCAGACAUGCGUGUGCGCGAACCGGAUUUACGUGCAAGAAGGCAUCUACGACGCCUUUGCUCAGAAAUUCACCGAAAAAGUCAAAAAUUUUAAAGUCGGUUAUGGUUUCGACGACGGCGUGACCCACGGCCCUGUGAUCCACGAUCGGGCAGUCGCCAAAGUGGAAUCGCAUGUGCAAGACGCAACGAAGAAGGGUGGGAAAGUUCUCUGCGGCGGGAACAAACUGACCGAUUUGGGAUCCCACUUUUAUGCCCCGACAGUUAUUGCGGGUGCAACCAACGAAAUGGCCAUCGCCCAUGAAGAGACGUUCGGCCCUGUAGCCGGGCUGUUUCCAUUCAAGACAGAAAAGGAGGUUAUCGCGCUGGCUAAUGAUACCGAGGUGGGAUUGGCGGGAUAUUUCUACUCUCGCGACAUUGGACGCGUUUACCGUGUUGCUGAAGCGUUGGAGGUGGGCAUGAUUGGCGUCAACACAGGGUUGAUCUCCGAUGGUGCCUCGCCUUUCGGUGGUGUGAAACAGAGCGGGUUUGGACGGGAAGGCAGCAAGUACGGUGUUGACGAGUAUGUUGUCAUCAAGAGCGUGACCGUCGGAGGUAUCAGCAAUGAUUUGCAGGAGUGA
This is a messenger RNA of Fonsecaea erecta, 1494 nucleotides long. RefSeq names its product succinate-semialdehyde dehydrogenase. The transcript has a single exon. NCBI's taxonomy places the organism in Eukaryota, Fungi, Ascomycota, Eurotiomycetes, Chaetothyriales, Herpotrichiellaceae. Gene Ontology annotation, biological process: GABA catabolic process. The record is from RefSeq and is a predicted model, not a curated record. Bases 1 to 1494 code for a protein of 497 amino acids. Gene Ontology annotation, molecular function: succinate-semialdehyde dehydrogenase (NAD+) activity.